Molecule: messenger RNA, 1226 nt
Organism: Silurus meridionalis
Lineage: Eukaryota; Metazoa; Chordata; Actinopteri; Siluriformes; Siluridae
Gene: hsd17b10
Product: hydroxysteroid (17-beta) dehydrogenase 10
Exons: 6
Coding region: 76-858 (260 amino acids)
Biological process (GO): estrogen metabolic process; fatty acid metabolic process; androgen metabolic process
Cellular component (GO): mitochondrion
Molecular function (GO): estradiol 17-beta-dehydrogenase [NAD(P)+] activity
Source: RefSeq, a predicted model, not a curated record
AUUGGUCUGAAACUCAGUUUCGUAUCGUUUUCUUCCGUUACGCCUUCCUGUCCUGCAGCACUGCCGCCUGCAAACAUGGCGAACAUCAGGAACGUCAAGGGAAUGGUGGGGCUGGUCACAGGAGGUGCCUCGGGUUUGGGCAGGGCGACAGUGGAGCGGCUAAUCAAACACGGUGCGAGCGCUGUGAUCCUCGAUCUGCCCAGUUCAGACGGCCAAGGUGUGGCUGCAGCUCUCGGGGAGCGCUGUGUGUUCGCGCCAGCUGAUGUAACUUCAGAGUCAGACGUGCGCUCAGCUGUUGAUUUGGCUAAAGAGAAAUUUGGACGGCUGGACCUGGCUGUGAACUGCGCAGGUAUUGGUAUCGCUGUUAAGACCUACAACUUCAAAAAGGACAUCCCUCACAGUCUGGAAGACUUCAGUAGAGUCAUCACUGUAAACAUUGCAGGAAGCUUUAAUGUAAUAAGGCUGGCUGCAGGGAUGAUGGGCAAAAAUGAGCCGGAUGCUGAUGGACACAGAGGUUGCAUCAUUAACACAGCCAGUAUUGCAGCUUACGAUGGCCAGGUGGGUCAGGCUGCAUACUCUGCAUCUAAAGGUGGCAUCGUGGGAAUGACUCUUCCCAUUGCCCGAGACCUUGCUCCUAUGGGUAUCCGUGUGGUCACUAUUGCUCCAGGUUUGUUCUCUACGCCACUGCUGGCCGGGCUGCCUGAGAAGGUGCAGAGUUUUCUUGCCCGGCAGGUGCCUUUCCCAUCACGCCUGGGUGACCCUGCUGAGUUUGCUCAUUUUGUGACCGCCAUUGCUGAAAACCCCAUGAUCAACGGUGAGGUGAUUCGCCUAGAUGGAGCUAUCCGCAUGCAGCCUUAAGAAGGAGAGAUCCAGACAGAGAGGAAGAGACAAUUAUGCAGGCCACUUGAAAAUAAAUCGGGUUAAAGGAAUCGAGCCAGAUGAGCAUUUCCAGUUCAGUCUACUCCAGUUUUUCCUCUUCCUCGUGGGACUCCCUGAGUUAAGGUUCUGUCUCUGGGGUUUUUUAAACCACUGGAAAUCUGUAGAGGUUUUUAUAAUGCUGCUCAGAUUUUUCCAAAAAAAUCUACUUGGUUGUAUGAGUAAAUGUGCACCUUAGGCCAAUACCAGCCCUUAUUUUGUUCUGAAAAAUGUCCAAAGUGCAUUACUAAGCUCAUGGUCAGAUUUGACAGAGUGAAUUGCAAAUAACUAAUAAAAUCUCUUGCUGAACA